Penicillium griseofulvum is the source of this 7059-nucleotide messenger RNA. Its product is annotated as type I polyketide synthase. The transcript has 8 exons. Gene Ontology annotation, molecular function: oxidoreductase activity; 3-oxoacyl-[acyl-carrier-protein] synthase activity; fatty acid synthase activity. Bases 1 to 7059 code for a protein of 2352 amino acids. Lineage: Eukaryota; Fungi; Ascomycota; Eurotiomycetes; Eurotiales; Aspergillaceae. The record is from RefSeq and is a predicted model, not a curated record. Gene Ontology annotation, biological process: fatty acid biosynthetic process; secondary metabolite biosynthetic process.
AUGAGCUCUAUCAAUACCUCUUCCCUCGGGACUGCUCAGUCCAAUGCGUCAACCGACGAUCCCAUUGUGAUCGUCGGAAUGGCCUGCCGUCUCCCCGGUGGUGUUUCCUCCCCUAAUGACUUCUGGGAGAUGCUCAUCAACGAACGGACCGGGCAAUGCAAUGUUCCCAAGAGUCGUUUCAACGCCGAUGGAUUUUUCCACCCGGAAGGCGACCGUGCCGGUGUGAUGAAUACCAAAGGCGGCUAUUUCCUGCAGGAGGAUGUGCGCCAAUUUGAAAACUCCUUCUUUGGGAUCAACAAUCUCGAAGCCACCUACAUGGAUCCUCAGCAGCGCAAGCUGCUCGAGGUAGUUUACGAGUGCUUUGAAAGUGCUGGUGCAUCUCUCAAGCAGGUUGCUGGCGCAGACAUUGGUGUCUAUGUUGGCAAUUUCACCGUGGAUUUCCAGACAAUGCAGGCCAGAGAUCCGGAGUCUCUGCACCGAUACAGUGCGACUGGCUCUGGUACUGCGAUUCUUUCCAACCGUUUGAGUUACAUCUUUGAUCUUCGUGGUCCCAGUUUCACCCUCGAUACGGCUUGUUCAUCAUCAAUUUAUUGUCUUCACAAUGCUGUCAAUGCCAUCAAAGCUGGAGAAUGCGAAGGCGCCGUGGUGGCUGGUGCCAAUCUCAUCAUGGGCCCUGAGCAGCAUCUUGGAACCAUGAAGGGAGGUGUUCUCUCCCCAACCUCCACCUGCCACACUUUCGACGCCAGCGCAGAUGGGUACGGUCGUGCUGAGGGUGUGAGCGCUUUGUAUAUUAAGCGCUUGUCUGCUGCUCUGCGAGAUGGCGACCCCAUCCGUGCGGUGAUCCGGGGAAGUGCCGUGAAUGCUAAUGGCAAAACAUCCGGCAUCACUCAACCCAGUAUCUCGGGACAGGCAGAAGUCAUCCGCAAAGCAUACCGCGCGGCUGGACUGUCCGUGGAAGAUACAGAAUACGUUGAAUGUCAUGGUACUGGUACUGCCGUCGGUGAUCCCAUGGAGGUUGAAGGCUUGAGUCAAGUGUUCAAGCGCAAGGGAAGAUCGCCUUUGCUGAUUGGAGCGAACAAAACAAACGUCGGACAUAGCGAAGCAGCCAGUGGCAUCACGGCUGUGAUCAAGGCAAUCCUCACCUUUGAGCACCAGGCUAUCCCUGCAACCGUUGGUGUGACCAAGUUGAACCCCAAGCUCAAAUUGGAUGAAUGGAACAUGAAGAUCGUGACUAGACUGACCGAAUGGCCAUCGGCCAUGCGUCGUGUCAGUAUCAACUCGUUCGGUUAUGGCGGUGCAAAUGCCCAUGCAAUUGUGGAAGACCCGUAUCAAUAUCUGGCGUCGAUUAACAAAGUCCCCAAGGCAAUCACACACAAUCAACCCGCAGAUAAGACGUAUCUUCUCCCCCUGUCUGCCUCUACUGUCGAAGGAUUGGAGUCCCGGGUCACCGACCUGGGAAGUAGCAUCCGCAAUGGCGCACACUACGACUUUGUUGACUUGGCCCAUACAUUGGCAAACCGUCGAUCAAAGCUUUCUCAGCGUGGUUAUAUCCUCGCUAGUCAGGCGACUGCAACAAACGACCUGGUUGUCGACAAGUUGGUCACCCAAACCCUGCCUGCCUUGGACCUCGCCUUCCUUUUCACUGGACAGGGUGCCCAGUGGGCCGAGAUGGGCCGCGAGCUGUUUGACCAGAGCCCGAUCUACCGGGACACCAUUGACCGCCUCGACAAUGUGCUGCAAAAUCUACCCGAGCCCCCUGCAUGGUCGAUUAAGGCUGCGCUGCUGGAACCAGCUGCCAGCAGUCGCGUUGGUGAUGCGAGAUUCUCCCAGCCUCUGUGCACUGCAGUGCAAGUCGGACUUGUGAACGUGCUUAGCAGCUGGGGCGUUGCCCCUCAGAUGGUGGCCGGACACUCCUCGGGUGAAAUUGCUGCCGCAUAUGCCGCUGGAUUGUUGAGUGAAGCCCAGGCCAUCAUGGUCGCCCAUUAUCGGGGACAUGUUGUCGGGCAGCUCAAAUCGCAAGGAGCCAUGAUGGCACUUGGCGGUAGCGCAGAUGAGGCGCGACAGUCAAUCGCGGACCUCUCGCUCCAGGAGGAACUGGUGGUUGCAUGUGUCAACUCUCCUGAGAGUGUGACCAUCUCUGGCAGUGUCUCCGGCGUUGAAUCACUCUUGCAGACAGCGUCCCAGGCCGGAAAGUUCGCCCGGAAAUUGCAGACAGGCGGCAAAGCAUAUCACUCCUAUAUGAUGAAGGAGAUUGGCGAGGAGUACGAGCGACUCAUUGAGCAGGCAUGGCCAACUCUUCCUGCCAAUCCUAUCGAUAGAGAGACACAGUUCUUCUCGAGCGUGGGUAUUGACGGACCCAAUUGGUACAGUCGCAAGACUACCGCAGCGUUGCCACUCAGCUACUGGCGUCAGAAUCUAGAGAACUCCGUCCAGUUCUCCGCAGCGGUGACCAGAAUUCUGGAGAAUGGCAAAUGCCAUCUCAUCGAGAUUGGACCGCAUUCCGCCCUGCAGUUGCCCAUCAAGCAGAUCCGUACAUUCUUGAAAUUUUCCGUGGACGAUGCGCCGUACAGCUCUACCCUGGUCCGCGGGAAAAACGCUGAUAUCUGCAUGAAGAGUCUUGCUGGAGAGCUGUAUAUUCGUGGACAGGAUGUCAACAUCUUGGCGGUCAAUGAUACCGAUUCUGCCACCGCCAAGGUCAUUCCCGAUCUGCCCCCAUACCACUGGAGCUACAGCCAGCUGCUUUGGAGAGAAUCCCGACUCAGCAGCGAUCUUCGCAAUCGCAGCUAUCCUCGCCAUGAAUUGUUGGGGUCAGAAAUGGCCGCCGGCAACGGCAUUGACCGGGUAUGGAAGAACAUUGUGCGACUGAACGAGGUGCCCUGGUUGAAUGACCACAAGCUUGAGAGCCAGGUUGUCUUCCCAGCUGCUGGCUACAUCUCGAUGGCCAUUGAAGCCAUAUCCCAGAUUAAAGACCUGUCGAGAUCGGACUCGUCAUUUGUCUUGCGCAAUGUCAACAUCGCCUCGGCGUUGAUUGUACACACAGAUGAACAGCAACAGGCUGAGAUGUACACAACCGUCUCCCCCGCCCGGAUUUCCAAGGCUACCACCUCCAGCACCUGGUAUGACUUCUCCAUAUCCUCAUGGCAGGAUGGAGGCGCGGUCUCUCAUUGCACAGGUCGCAUCAGACUCGAUCAAAAGGCCUUGCCGGCCAUUACUGUUGAUACCACUCAGUAUGAGCAGUGGUCGAUGGGUUCAUGGUAUACCAAGUUGGCCGAGGAAGGACUUGUCUUUGGUCCUAAGUUCCAAUCGCUGGUCUCAAUGAAGACGGACAAGAAGAGAGUCAACCCAGCUGCAGUCUCCGAGACAGUCAUCACGCAACGAGUUGCUCGAUCAUCGUACCAAGGAGAUUACUAUACCGUGCAUCCGUUGACUAUUGACGCCUGCUUGCAGGCCGCCAUUAUGGGUGGCACGGCUGGCAAUCUCAACCGACUUCGCGCCCACCUACCCGUCUUCCUUGACCUUUGUGAGAUUAAUACCCCCAGGGCAGAGAGCGUAAAUUCAACUGGAUCCAUCCAUACUCUGUCUCAGAGCACCGGAUUCGGCACCAAGUCGAUCGAUGCGUCAUUGCACGAUGGCUCCGGCUCUGGUGUGAUCAACAUGCGCGGUGUCCGCCUAUCUCUGUACACUGGCAAGGCUGAACAGGAAGAAUCCGACACAGGUCGUCAUCCAUGCCUACGAGUUGUGUGGAAGCCAGACCUGGCCAGACUGACAGCAGAUGAUCAACCCCAUCUCCAAGAUAUCAUCAGCGAUUUCCUUCUAACCCAUCCCGAUUUGGCAGACAAUGGCAAGGUCGGCGUCGUUUCUGCCUUGUUGGAUCUGGCUGCGCACAAGAACCCUCGCCUGCGAGUAUUGGAGCUGGGCAAGGGGUGUGACUGCAAGAAGCAGGGAUGGCAGGAACUACUGGAUGAGAAGACCGAAUUCCCUCGUAUCCGAGAAUGGAAGACUGUGGAGAACGAGGAGAUCGAUGGGAAAUACGACAUCGUUUUGCUUCCUCAUGGCGCCGGCACCAAGCCGUUGAGAACGAUGGACCAGUUGCUGAGUCUGCUUGACGUCAACGGCAUCAUCGUUGCCCGAACAGAGAGUGUCAUGCCUACCACUCUGGCUGAGUCCGGAUGCACUAUGUUCGAUUUGCCUUUUGGAAUCACCAUGGCUCUUCCUCCUCAGCCACAGCGCAAAUGGAAUGGUCGUGUGGUCUUGCUUCACGAUCAAGCGUCCAAGAUGGCCGACGCUCUGCGCCAAUUCUUUGCCGCAGAUGGUAUCUCCUCUGCUCGUCUAGACGAAGUAACAACGGAGAUGAUCACGCAGUCUACUGUUAUCUCCCUACUGGAGAUGGAAACCCCCUUCAUCCCAAAUAUGACACCGGAGGAAAUGAAGCGUUUCAAAAUCGUCACGGACAAUGCUGCAGAACUAAUUUGGUUGACGGGCGCCUCUACCAUCACUGGCGAUGCUCCGGAUCUCUCCCUAGCCAGCGGUCUCUCAAGGGCUCUGAUGUUGGAACAGCCAGCUCUGCGCUUUGUUACCUUGGACGUGGGCAAAGGUCCUGACCGUAUCAGUCGGGAUGCUAUCUGCACCAAGGUCCAGCAUAUACUUACAGUCGACGACGUGGCCGAUGACAAGGAAUUUGUCUGGCACGAUGGCCUCCUCCACGUGAGCCGAUUCCUGCCUGACACCACCCUCAACGACCUUUUCAGCAAACGCGAGGCCAAUGAGAUUGAUACCAUGACUCUGGCCGAAGCGUCACCUGCUCAGCUGGCUAUCAAGCGCGUCGGCAUCACCGACUCGAUCUAUUUCCAACGUCUGGCUAAUCCCUCUACCGAGAUUCCGUCCGGCCAGGUUGAAAUCGAGGUAAAGGCCGUCAGUCUCAAUGCCAAAGAUAUCUACACACUGUCUGGCAAGAUUGAAACUCGCAAAGGCACGGCGGCCAUCGAGUUCAGUGGAAUUGUGCGUGGUGUUGCAUCGGACGUCUCGCAUCUCGCUGCUGGCGAUCGCGUGGUCGUCCUGGCCCCGAACAGCUUCAGCACGAUCGAGAGAGUGCCAGCCUGGGCCUGUCUGAAGAUGCUCCCGCACGAGAGCUUUGAAGUUAUGCCAACCCUGCCCGUUAUCUAUGGAACGGCGCUGUAUGCCCUUGACGAUCGCGCCCAUCUACGCGCCGGUGAAAGUAUCCUCGUGCAUUCCGGUGCCGGUGCCUUUGGAACAGCCACUAUUGCGAUUGCCCUGCAACGGGGAGCGACCGUGUAUACCACCGUCAGCACAGAGGAAAAGAAGGAUUACCUGGUGAACGAACUUGGAGUUCCUCGUGAGAAUAUCUUUGCCUCUCGCGAUGACUCGUUUGUCGCUGGCGUUCUGGCCGCCACCAAUGGCCGGGGUGUGGAUGUCGUCGUCAAUUCCUUGACGGGUGAUCUGCUCCAUGCCACCUGGCAAUGUUGUGCCAACUUUGGUCGCUUUGUGGAGGUCGGCAAGCGCGACAUUAUUGAUGCCGGACAGUUGGAUAUGCGCAUGUUCUUGCGCAACGUCACAUUCACUGCCUUUGAUCUGACCGAACUCUUCUACCAUGAAGAUGAACACUACCGCAACAUCUGGACCACUAAAUUCGCCGAGGCUUUAGAGCUCUAUCGAGCUGGGGCCGUCAAGCCAGUUCCCAUUGCCACUUUCGAUGUCAGUGAGAUCGCCCAGGCAUACCGCUUCUUCUCUACCAAGGGCCGAAUUGGCAAGGUCGUCAUCUCGUUGGAGAACCCCUCCAGUGUGAUUAGAGUUGCUCAUGCGCGCCAUCUAACCACCUUUGAUGCAAACAAAUCCUAUCUCCUCAUCGGUUGUCUCGGUGGACUGGGUCGCAGCCUCAGCCGCUGGAUGUUUGACCGCGGUGCUCGUCAUUUCACCUUCCUCGGUCGAACUGGAUGUGACAAGCCCGCAGCCCGUGAGCUGGUGGAUAACCUCGAGGCCUCUGGAGCCACUGUCCAAGUCGUCCGUGGAGAUGUCAUCAAUUCCAACGAUGCUCAGGCCGCAGUCGACGCUUGUAUUCGACCCAUCGGUGGUGUGGUUCAAGCCGCAAUGGGUCUUAGCGAAGCCCUCUUCUCCACCAUGACACACAAAGCCUGGCACACGGGCAUCCAGCCCAAGUGGCAAGGAACUUGGAAUCUGCACCACGCGCUCGAGGCGGGUGAUGACAGCCAACUGGACUUUUUCCUGCUCACCUCUUCCGUCUCAGGCAGUGUUGGUACAGCCACCGAGUCCAACUACUGCUCUGCCAACGGCUUCCUUGACGCUUUCGCACGGUACCGUCGCAGCCUCGGCAAGCCCAUUGUCUCCAUCGGUCUCGGCAUGAUAUCCGAAGUAGGCUACCUGCACGAAAAUCCCGAGAUCGAGGCGCUUCUCCUCCGCAAGGGCAUCCAGCCUUUGAACGAAGCCGAACUUAUCCAGGUCGUUGACCUCGCCCUCGCUUACACCUCUGCCAACGGGCCGGAGUCACUGGCACCGGGUCUCGAGUACGAUCGACUUUCUGCCUCGCAUAUCCUCACAGGAUUGGAACCACACGGAAUCCGCAAACUGCUCGACCGCGGAUUUGACGUCAAUAACGGCACGAUGCAAGAUCCUAGAGCGGUCCUCUUAUCCGCCUCGCUCGAUUCGCCCGCUUCUCAAGAUUCAUCUUCUGCCUCAUCAUCUGCCACCUCGCUCUCUGCCCUCCCCUGGGCCGCAGGUCUGUCCGCUGGUGUCCUCAAGUCUAUGGUGGCGACCAACAAGGAUAUCGCAUCCGCCUCCACUCUCAACGAAGCAGUUCUUCUCCUAGUUAGGAAGCGGUUCUCGAACCUUCUGCUUAUGGGAUUGGAUAAGAUUGACUCGGUUAAGCCGAUCACCUCGUACGGAAUGGAUAGUAUGAUUGCGUCGGAGUUCCGAUCCUGGUUCUACACGGUGUUCAAGGUUGAUAUUCCUUUCUUGGAUGUUCUGAACCAGACCUCUACCCUACAGAGUUUGUCCGAUGCUGUUGAGAGCAAAUUGGCUCUUUAG